UUUAAAAAAAUAAAACAAAAUCGAUUUUGCUUUUGUUAAACAAGGGGAAAGGGAAAUAAGAACAGAGAAGAAGGGGGAAAGGGAACCACGAACAGCGACCGGCAAUAAGGCUCCUGCUGCUCCGCUGCUGUUCCCACCGGCAACCUCACUCCGGCCGUCGACGCUACACAGGCCCACCGUCGCCGGAUUCCCCUCCUGCUCUUCCCUCCUUUGUAUUCCGACGGCGGUACUCAGGCCUACCGUCGCCGGUGUCCUUUUCUCUCUUAGCCUCCUCCGUUAGCUGUCCACCCUACUCCAGGCAUCAAGUCGCCGGUUUCCUCUUCAAUCCUUGCCUCCUCCGUUUUCAGUCCAUUAUACUCAGCUCCAUCGUCGCCAGAUUCCGCUUCUGCCUGACUUUCCUCCUUUUUCUGUCUUUUUCCAUUGCCCCCACUAGGAACACCUUCGUCGCCGCCUCUGCUUUUCUGGUCAACUCCUCCGCUCAACUCCUCCGCUUGUUGUAGAAUUUGUCACCAUGAAAAGGAAAUAGCGUUGGUGGAUGUACGAUAGAUACGAUGGCGGUAAUGCUUGUAGACUUAGGCCAGAGUUUGUGGAUGGUGUUGAACAACUCAUACGGUUUUGUGAAGCUCAUCCUGAGAGCCCGGGCAUAGAUGAAGUAAGAUGCCCUUGUCUAUUAUGUAAGAAUAGACGUCUUCAUGAUGCCAACACGGUAAAACUCCAUUUGUACAAAAAGGGGUUUAUACCUGAUUACUAUGAUUGGGUUUCUCAUGGUGAAGGGUUCCCUACAUCAAGUGUAGAGCAACCAAAUACUUACCGUGAAAUGGUUCUCGAUGCUCUUGGGAGUAAUCAUGAACCACCAGGUGACGAUAGUACUAGUGGUUCAGACGAAGAGCCAAAUGCUCAAGCAAAAGCAUUUCAAGAGCUUUUAAAGGCUGUCGAGCAACCACUAUACGAAGGUAGCUCCAUGUCUAUUUUAGAAAUGGCAUCUCGAAUUGUAUCUUUAAAGUCGGAAUACAACUUGCCCCAUAGGUGUGUUGAUGGGUUUGCUUCAUUACUGAACGAAGCGAUUCCCGACAAUAAUAAGAUGGGGAAAACAUUCUAUGAUACAAAGAAGAUUCUUAACGGACUUGAGCUUCCGUACAAGAAGAUCCAUGCAUGCCCAAAGGGUUGUAUGUUAUUUUGGAAAGCUGAUGCUGAGUUGGAUAAGUAUAGAGUGUGCGAAAGGGAUAGAUACAAGAGGAAUUCAAAGGGGUCAUUGGUUCCAAUAAAAGAACUCAUCUAUUUUCCAAUCACUCCAAGGCUACAACGGUUGUUUGCAACAAAGAACGUUGCGGAGGAAAUGACUUGGCAUUCCAAAAAUCCAAGAGUCCAAGGCACAAUGGCGCAUCCUAGUGAUAGUGAAGCUUGGAAGCACUUGGAUAGAUCCUUCCCUGAUUUUGCAUCUGAACCUAGAAAUGUGAGACUUGGUAUGUGUAUCGAUGGGUUUGCUCCUAAUGGCAAGUUUGGGGGUCAGUAUUCAUGUUGGCCAGUCAUUCUGACCCCUUAUAACUUGCCUCCAUCGAUGUGCAUGAAAAAACCAUUUAUGUUCCUUUCUUUGCUCGUUCCUGGUCCUAAAAAUCCGAAGGGGAACUUGGAUGUGUAUAUGAAACCGUUAAUUGAAGAACUGAAAGAACUGUGGGAUGUUGGUGCAACAACUUACGACAUCUCGCAAAGAAAAAACUUCAAUUUGCGUGCAGCAAUCUUGUGGACUAUAAGUGAUUUACGGACUAUGGUAUGCUUUCUGGAUGGGGCAACAUCCGGUAAAAAAGCAUGUCCAUAUUGCUUGGAAAAAUCAAAAGCUUUUUAGCUUGAUCAUGGUGGUAAAAUGUCUUGGUUUGAUUGUCACCGACAAUUUCUUCCUCUCGAACAUCCUUUUCGAAACAAAAAAAUUGCUUUUUGUAAGAACAAGGUUGAAAAGGGGACACCACCUCACAUAAUGUCCGACGAUGAGCUAUGGCAACAAGUUCAACACUUUUCUAAGGCAACAGAUGGACCAGAAGCACUUGCAAGCUUGAAAAAGAAGAAACUAGGUUGGUUUAAGCAAAGCGUUCUUUGGGAGCUACAGUACUGGAAGACUCUUCUCCUCCGCCACAACCUCGAUGUGAUGCAUAUUGAAAAGAAUUUCUUUGACCAACUAAUUCACACAGUGAUGGAUGUGAAAAAACAUACUUCAGACACAGUAGCAUCUAGAAAUGACAUUGCCAAAUAUUGCAAACGACCACAACUACAUGUGACGGAGGAUGCGAGAGGCAAAGACACUUUGCCGAAAGCCCCAUUCUCACUCGACAAGGCUCAAAAGAAAGUGUUAUGCGAGUGGGUAAGGAACUUGAAAUUUCCCGAUGGUUAUGCUUCUAAUUUGAGUAGAUGUGUAGAUUUACAAUCAUGUAAGCUUCAUGGUUUAAAGAGCCACGACUGUCAUGUCUUCAUGGAGAGAUUGUUGCCAGUUGCUUUGAAGGAAUUGCUCCCGGUCCAUGUUUGGAAAGCUAUUACUGAGAUUAGUCUUUUCUUCCGCGAUCUUUGUUGUUCCACCAUUAAAUUGAGUGAUAUGGAAAUAUUGGAACAUAACAUUGCAAAAAUUCUUUGUAAGCUCGAGAAGAUAUUUCCACCAGCGUUCUUCAACUCUAUGGAACACUUACCAGUUCACUUGCCUUAUGAAGCUAGGUUAUGUGGUCCUGUCCAAUAUCGUUGGAUGUAUCCGUUUGAGAGGUUCCUUAAUCAUUUGAAACGUAAAAUUGGCAAUAAGGCUCGUGUGGAAGGUUCAAUAUGCAAUGCUUAUCUAAUGGAAGAGAUAGGGUACUUUUGCUCUAACUACUUCCAACAAGGAGUGGAUACCAAAACACGGGACUUAGGUCGAAAUGUUCAUGAGGAUGUUGAAAGCACUUUGGAUGAUAGUGUUCCAGAACUGUUUAGGGUUGAUCAUGGACAUGCUUCUACUGGUGGAGUUUGUCGUUAUUUGGAUGAAAAAGAACUACAACGUGCUCAUUUAUAUGUUUUGGGAAAUAGCGGUAUUCUAGAACCAUAUGAGAGGGGGUUUGAGGACCACAUUGUUCAAAUGCAACCCACUAUUCGCAAAGAAGAUGUGUGGAUUAAACAUGAAGCUGAAUUCCUCGAGUGGUUUAGGUUGAAAGUGAUUCAAGAAAAGCCAAAUGAUGAAAUAUUGUUUGCUUUGGUUAUGGGCCCAUCUAAGCGAGUGCGUACUUGGAGCCAAUUCUAUGUGAAUGGAUACAAAUUCCAAACUUAUGGCCAUGGAAAACAUAAGUCAACAAUGAAUUAUGGAGUAAGCAUAUCCAAUGAAGAUGGUGGUGAUUAUUUUGGUUUUCUAGAGGAUAUCAUCGAGUUGGAGUUCACUGGUGCCCUACGGACUUAUAAGACUGUUCUUUUCAAGUGCAAUUGGAUGGAUUCCACUAGGGGUAUGAACAUUGAUCAAUACAAGCUUGUAGAAGUCAAUCAUACCAAAAAAUACCCCAAGUACGAUCCAUUUGUGCUUUCUUACCAAGAAAACCAAGUCUACUAUGCACCUUACCCAAGUCUGAAAAGAGAUAAGGCUCAAUGGUGGGAUGUGUUCAAGACAAAGGCGAGGUCUGUUGUUGAUGCACCAGUUGACGAAGACUUUCUACAAGAAACCAGUGCUGACAUUCCAACUCUUUGUGCUCCGGAUGACAUUCCAGACUAUGAAGGUGAUGAAGAAGGUUUUGGAGAUUCGGAUACUGAAAAUGAAGUGUUGCCCGAUGCCCCUCCAGACGAGUCCAGUUUCGAAUCUACUGAUAGUGAGGACGAGGAUGAGGAUGACGGAUUUUGGGAUGACGAUACCGAUGAUGAUCUUAGUGCUGAUGGGGAGGACGAUUCAACUGAGAUUUAGGAUAUUGAUUGUAACCUUGUUUUGACUUUUUAAUUAUGUAAUCUUAAUGGAUUUCAAUUUAUUUUAAAAGACCAUCCUAGUUUCAAUGUGAUAUACUUGUGUAAAUAUGUUA
Molecule: messenger RNA, 4007 nt
Organism: Chenopodium quinoa (quinoa)
Lineage: Eukaryota; Viridiplantae; Streptophyta; Magnoliopsida; Caryophyllales; Amaranthaceae
Exons: 10
Coding region: 1862-3895 (677 amino acids)
Source: RefSeq, a predicted model, not a curated record